UCCUGCCUUCAAGUACUUAUGACUUUUGACUGUGGCGCUUAAAAAGGACUUUUGUGGUCAUUAUUUGAAUGGAAACUUGCAAAAUCCAUUUAAGAAUAUGAGGAAUAUAAUUUUGCAAUUAAUGUUAUCAUUUUUAUUGUUGGAAACUUUGCAAGUUUUCGGCCAAAAAACAAAAUGUGCACCCUUAGAUAGUCCGGCACAUGGUCGAGUAAGACUACGAGCAAGAGGUAGAAUUGCAAAGUUUAGAUGCAAUCGUAAAUUCACGUUAUUUGGAAAAAAAAUGAUCAUCUGUUCAGGCGACAAAUGGAGUUAUCCACCACCUAUUUGUAUACGAAAAGGUUGUGAUAAAAUUCAAUCUUCAGGAAAUCUUACAGUAACUGAAGAAAAAGGUGGCGCUGUAUUAGAAUUCAAAUGUGCUCCACCACUCAAAUUAACAGGAGAGAAAAUGAUCACGUGCGAUGGGAAAACUUGGAGUGCCGAAGUCCCUUCAUGUGAAUAUGUAGAACCAGAAAAUUAUUGUGAUUUUGAAGAUGAAAAUAUUUGUGGCUGGCAACAUGAUAAACUAGCAAACUUUGACUGGAAAUGGAAUUCUGGUACUACACCUACUCGACGUACAGGUCCGAAAAAUGACCAUACCUUGGGGAAAGGUCAAAACGGGCAUUAUAUGUUUAUGGAAUCAUCAUCUCCUAUAGAAACGAACGAAAAGGCAAGACUAUUAUCUCCGUACUUUCCCGCUACAACAGGUGGUCUAUGUUUUGAGAUAUGGUAUCAUAUGUGGGGAGUAGCAGGAUACAACCAAGUUGGAAGAUUGGCAAUAUAUAUUGAAGAAAUAGGACAAACGGAUACGCUAUCUCAAAAAGCAGAGUUCGACGUUUCAGGGAAUCAAGGUGACGAAUGGAUAAAAGGACAAUUUCCAGUCGGAGAACAAAAAACGUCUUUCAGGUUCAUAAUUGAAGGUACGAAGCUAAAAAGUUACUUGAGUGAUAUUUCUGUAGAUGAUCCUAAACUGUACAACUGUUCAGAUGAUUAUGAGGAUACUAUAAUAAGUACUCAAGAAACAACUGCAGCUGAGACCACUGAGGCAGUUGUACAAACCACAGCUCCGAUAAUCUUAACGAAGCAUCAAGAUAGGGUGACAACUCAACCAGUAACAACCACACAAGAGCUAAUAGAUUUGUCUACAAAUGUUUUUUCUAGUAGUUCCGCUGUAAAGAGUACUGCGAGUUCAACCGAACUCAAAACAAAAGCAAUUAAAGUAUCACAUGUAACUACCACAACAAUGCUACCAACGACUUCCAAAGUGGCAGAAAUAACUUUAAUAAGUCAUAUAACUACUUCACCAGUUGAACAAUCAACAAUUGGUAUUACUUCUGAGUCGAUGACGUCCAAAGAAGUAAUAACAAAGCCACGUACGCCAAUGAAGAAAACAACAAUCAAGCCAACAAGGCCAACCACAAGGGAAACUACCGUAUCUUCGACAUCGGCUCCUUCGACAAAAGAAACUACAACUACUAUUACAAGUUCGAAAAGUAAAAGAAAAAUAACUUCAAAACCUACAACAAUUACUACUUCAACAACACGGAAACCCGAAACUUCUUAUGUAGUAACUACGACAAGACCUACAACAACGACAACGAAACCAAUACCAACAACAACUAAAAAUCUCAAACCAACAAAUAAAAAGACUACACCAACAACAGUAAAAACACCAACUACAGCUACUUUGUCAACUGUGACAACGAAACAAACGACGAAUGUUCCUGUUUUGAAAACGUCGAAACACGUAUUAAUACCAUCAAAAAGUGUUUCAACUGAGUUAACUACACAGGAAGUGUUAUAUUCUAACAAGAAAUCAGAUAUUUAUACUAAAAAUACUACAGCCUCGUCAGUAUCAAAUUUGACUACAACACAAAGUUCAAUAGAAAUAGUCGAACCAGCUAAUAGGUCAGACAAUACUCCUAUAAAACCUCUUAUGAUUGGUAUAGGAGUAGGAAUAGCAAUUGGAUUAAUAAUAGUGAUCGGAGUAAUUUAUACGUAUCUUAAAAAACGACGAAAAGAUGAUGUUUUCGAAGAUGAAAUGGAACCUAUAGCUAAAAAUGCUGUUUAUGACUAAAUCGAAAUGCAAUUGUGGUGAAGAUAACGGUAUUAGCUUUUGUUUUGCAAUACCAAAACUUGAUUCACAAAACGGUGACAAUUUCUUUACUCUGCUGUGCCAGAUACUGUGCUUUUCGGAUACAAAAGCUGUUACCAAUGAGCAGAUUAAAUCCCCUAACUUAUAGUCUUUAGUGUGCUUGACAAAUUUUAUACUAGAGUCGUGCGCACCAGAAUCACCGUCAUACAUGUAUUGAUAGCCCCGAAUAUGUAGACUGAUAGUCUAACAGUCUUAUAAUCACCUAAAGGUCAGUAGUUUGGCAUUGACCUCAUCAAUUUUAAACAUGCGUUUUAGUUGAGAAUUAUCUGGUUACGAAGAGGGAUUUUAAAAGUCGUCUUUUGGGUCAAAAUAUAAUUCAAGUCAUGUUGAAGGAUAACUAACCUUUUAUAUAAAGAAAUAAGUAGAAACUUUGAAAUGUAAUGAGAAACCAAGGGAAUCAAAACUGAACAUUGUAUAUUGUGAUAACUCCAAAGAUUUCCUCGCUUUUUUAAUUAACCCAAGAUAACUAUAUAUAUUUUGAAAGUAUUUCUAAAAAAUUGAAGUAACUCAUAAAAACAUUUGUCCAGUUCAUCUAAUGACUUAAACUUUUUUUGAAAGGAAAUAUUACUUUGACAAUUCAAAAAAGUUUGUGAAUAAUAACUUUCUCUGGUUCAUUUAAUUUUGAUUAUCUGCAAUGUUUUCUUAUUCCUGGUUCAAAUUGACUCAAAAUAUUUAGUAACUGUGAUCUUGACAUUGGAUGUAUAUAGCUUAAAUCAAUAGGGAUUGAUCUCCCUCCACUUAUAUUUUACAAGUUUGCAUCCAAUCAAAGUUGGUCAAAGGGUGAUCAGUCAGAAACGCCCUUUCUGCACUUUUUCAGGUUCAUUUUGUAAAAAAGUAUAACAAAAAACAGAACUCCAAGGUUAAUUAAAAAAGGGAAAGUCCAUAAAAACUGACAAAAUCAACCGUUAUCAAACAACGGAACAAGUGCAAAAACAACUGUCAUAUUCCUGACUUAGUACAGGCAUAAAUAAGACCUAAGAGUAUUGACCUCAGAAUCAUUAGGGGUCUUUACUCAUUAUGUGUGACCAAAUAUGCAAUUUUAGUUCCAAUCCCAUGUAAGGUUAUAGAUUUAUAAUCCAGAAAAUCCUUUCCUGUACAAACUCCUGUAUUGUUUGUAUCUUUAGACUUAUCAUAUGUGACCAUAUAUCCAUAUAAGUUGCUAUUUGAUAUAAUGUAUUUGUAUUUGAUUUAGCAACCGCAAACCGAUUUCCUCCAUAAAAUUUUGGUUUAUUAUUAGUAACACUUUGACCUUGACUUUUACAUAGAUGAGGCUCGAAUUUAAAAAGUUAAACUGAAGAAUUUUUUUAUAAGUAUAUUUUUUUCUAAUUAUGAGAUUUGUGAUAAAUAAAUAUAUCAAACCUUUUUAUUCAAAACAUUUUUUUUCUUCAAAAUAGUUAAAAUAUUGUUUGCAUACAAUUAUUGUGAACUCUAUUUUGGUCAUUCUAAACGCUUAAAAUACAGAAAUCACUUAUCGUUUUAUUUAAUAGACAAUAUUUUGCAAUUAACCCUGCCUUUUGUACACAUUGAUUGUCUCUUAUUUAUAUGAGUACACUGGAGAUAAUAUAAAAACAAAUAUUUGACUUUAGCUUUUGUAGUUUGCAUCAGUUAUUAGACGUCCAAUAGUUUAGCUUCAAGAUUAAAAUUUAUAUUCCAGAAACGUGUUACACUGAAUUCUGUGAAUUUAUUAAUACAUAUACCAACAUGCAUGUCCUUGUUUGAAUUACUAUGCAUAAAACAGUUGACAUUUAUGUAACACAGGAAUAUUAUAUUCACUUUGACUAUAGGCCAAAGUUAAUGUAGUUUUUUCUUGGGUUAAUAACAAACCACUACCAUUUUGAAGGUCGUUGAUUAAUUUAAUGUAUUGCACAUUGUGUUUGCCUUUGCUUAUACGCUUAAGAUAAGCUUUAAUAAAGUCGAUUUUCAGUUAUUUUA
Mytilus californianus (California mussel) is the source of this 4123-nucleotide messenger RNA. Its product is annotated as zonadhesin-like. Lineage: Eukaryota; Metazoa; Mollusca; Bivalvia; Mytilida; Mytilidae. Gene Ontology annotation, cellular component: membrane. The transcript is spliced from 8 exons. Gene Ontology annotation, biological process: nervous system development. The record is from RefSeq and is a predicted model, not a curated record. The coding region runs from base 98 to 2113 and encodes 671 amino acids.